Messenger RNA from Eurytemora carolleeae, 4117 nucleotides. Its product is annotated as serine/threonine-protein kinase SIK3. The transcript has 17 exons. The record is from RefSeq and is a predicted model, not a curated record. Gene Ontology annotation, cellular component: cytoplasm. Gene Ontology annotation, biological process: microtubule cytoskeleton organization; protein phosphorylation; intracellular signal transduction. The coding region runs from base 117 to 2990 and encodes 957 amino acids. Lineage: Eukaryota; Metazoa; Arthropoda; Copepoda; Calanoida; Temoridae. Gene Ontology annotation, molecular function: protein serine/threonine kinase activity; ATP binding; tau-protein kinase activity.
UCUAUGACGAAAUUAUUUCAGAUGCAUAUGUAGAAGAAUAUGAUAGAACCACCACUCCUUCGUCGGUUCCGUGCACUUCGCCAAGAUUUGAAUCUGAAACCUCAAUCCUUGUAUUCAUGUGCAUUUUAGUUCUUAAAAACAUCUCCGUAGAUCGUAGAUCCCAAUCAGCCAACUGUUUACAGACCAGCAAUAUGAAGGCGCAAAGUAGAGCAACUAGGUCUAAGAAACUGGUGAGAGUUGGAUAUUUCGAUCUUAGUAAAACCCUGGGCACGGGUAAUUUUGCUGUAGUGAGACUGGGAACCCAUAGAUUAACCAAAACUCAUGUAGCCGUCAAGAUCGUCGAUAAAAAUGAACUUGACGCCGAAAACCUGCAAAAAAUCAGCCGAGAAAUAGAGAUUUUGCGUCGGCUCUCACACCGACACAUCACACAGUUAUACCAAGUGAUGGAAACGUCAGCUUUUAUUUACAUCGUCACAGAGUACGCAGCAAACGGAGAGAUUUUCGAUUUUCUCGUGAACAAUGGACGAAUGAGUGAACCGGCUGCCGCUGUUAAAUUUUCUCAAAUUCUAAGCGCUGUAAACUACAUUCACAGUGUAGGGGUUGUGCACAGGGACUUGAAGGCCGAGAACUUGUUGUUGGACAGAGACUUCAACAUCAAGCUCGCCGACUUUGGCUUCUCCAACUAUUACAAGGCCGGAGAAAAUUUAUCUACAUGGUGUGGGAGUCCUCCAUAUGCUGCUCCUGAACUAUUCCAGGGUAAAGCGUAUGAUGGUCCUCGAACAGAUGUUUGGUCUCUAGGUGUGAUUUUGUAUGCUCUAGUGUCAGGAUCUCUCCCUUUUGAUGGACAGACCUUGCAAGAUCUAAGAACAAGAGUGGUCAGUGGACAGUUCAGAAUACCUUUCUUCCUUUCACAGGAGUGUGAAAACCUAAUCAGAUGUAUGCUGGUUGUGGAGCCUAGUAAACGUUUAAGUGUUCAGCAGAUAUCUAGACAUAAAUGGAUUAAACUAGGUUUAGGAGAUGAGUACAUGAAUCUUGUCUCAGAGAUGGAAUCUAUAUCGGAACCUCUUAUACUCAACACAGAGGACCAUUAUCUUGAACAGGUUGCAUCUCUAUUAGGUGUACACCCAACUCAAGUACGAGAUUCUGUUGUACAUAACAAGUGUGACGACCUCUCCUCUAUGUACCACCUUCUCCUAUGCAACGCCAAGCUGGCAGAAUCCGACCGAUUUAUCGGAGAAAUGCCUCCCCUCUCCCCCACCGUUCUUUUACAGUCGGAUCAUGUGACAGAGAUAUUCACAGACCAGGAGAACUCAACGGUCGAACAAACUGAGGUUCUUAACCCUAAAGGGGGUCGGAGGCACACACUUGGACCUAGUGGUCAUCCUGUAGGUAUACCUCCUUCAUUGCCAUUUGAUUUCAACACUGUUCUGCCAAACACAAAUCUUCCCUUGAACAUACCCCUUGUAUCCAACCAUCCCUUUGCUUACUUCUCCAUCAAGGAUCAGGACUUGUUACGGCCUCCUGGAAAUAUUCCUGGACAAUGUGUACCUUCUCUAUCACGUAGAGCAUCAGAUUGCGGAGCAUACUCAACCCUUCCUGUCCCUCUGCUCUACCAACACAGGGUCAAGGAGGCAGAAGAUGGACCUGCGGCAGAGAUUCCUGUCCAAACCCUGCUCCGUCCUCGAAUUCUUAAUUAUUCGACCGCGGAUAAUGAUGACUCUUCUAUGCUUGAACGAUAUUUAGUAGGACGGGGAAGCGGGAAGCGUCACACAAUCGCCGGAGGCGGAAUCUCGUCUGUUCUGCCCGAUUCCCCCCGCCGGCGAAGAACCGGACUUAUGACUGUGAUGGAAAAACCGCCGAAAAUAGCUACGGCUUUACUCCAUGAAGUUGAGAGCCGAAUACACGUCCAGCGGCCUGUUUCUCCUCUUGCCUUCUUGCUCAAUAAUGAUUCCUCUCAUUCUCUCCCUCCACAAUCCCCUCCUCCCGUUACAUCUCCCUCCAAACCGUCUCUCCUCCGGCAGCGGAGAACAGGACUGACUACAGUCCUAGAGACGGGAAAGACUAUAAACGGAAGAAUGAGCUUGAGUAAGGAACCCUACUCCCUCCCUUUACCAGCUGACCGCUAUCCUCUCAAUAGAAGGUUGAGCGAGGGUGCUCCAGCAUUCUCUCAGUUCCGCACAAUACCGUCUCCGUCUCUACCCUCUUCUACAGACCAAUCUCCAUGCGAGAUUAGAGCCCUGCAGGAGGAAUAUAUGCAGCUAAGCAAGGAUACCCGUCUGUCACAGGACUCUGGACACUCAUCCUCUGGGUACCAUUCACCACAGUUCCUCCGCCCUCCCUCGCCACCCUUCUUCUUCCCUCCUAAUAGUAGUUCACAGGUUCAAGAGGAGGAUGAGUUGAAUACAGAUCCAAGCAUCACACAGGAUCUAGAAUAUGCCAGCACACAAGAGGGUCAACCUGUCUCCCAGGAGGGGACCCUCUCUGCACUAUACGAGGAAAUGUACGCCUCUCAUGAUCAUAGUGCUCGAAGGUCCUCCUACCCUAACUCUCCGGCCCACCUGAAGGAUAAACACACUCUGACACAGCAUUUGCAGCAUCUUUGUCUGACGCAGAAGCUUCUGGAGUCAAAUCCCCAGGACAACAGAAUAAAGGGAUCAAUCACGCAGGGUUUACCAAGUCUAUCUGCUACUACGACGCCCCUUGCCACGCCCUCAAUCACGCCAGGGGUAACACCUAAACGAGAAAAAAGAGGAGGGUUGGAUUGGCCCGCCCAUAAAUACGCUUUGUCUGGUCAAAGCAGUUUAGAAGAGGGUGUGUCAGCCCCUGGACCUAGAUAUUUAGGAACUCAUCAUCCAGAGGAAUAUAUUCAGAUUCCAGUUGAUUCUGGUUUUCAGCAGAAGCAUCCACAGAUCUGUGUCACGGACGUGAUGGGGGACCAGUUCAAGUACAUAUUCUCAGAGCAAAUAGAGUCCAUGGAUCAAAGUUCAUAGAGUACAUAGGGUUCACAGAGAUAUUGAUGCUCAAACAAAACAAUGCAACUAUAAUUCUGUCAGUUUAGUUUAUCUAUCAUUCUCUCAGGAGGUUGAAUGCGCUUUAAGAAAAGUCGAAUCAUUGCUUUUUCUUGUUUUUAGUUUUGCAGCUGCACAGUUUUGAUAAAAUUUACAUAAAUUACAACUACAAUCAGCUGUUUUCAAACGCACAAUCCAUCUUAUAAAAAAGAAUUAUUUGAAAAUUUAGUCAGCCUGAAAAUUGAAAGAAAAAAACGAGAAAUUUACUGUUUGUAAAAAGAUAUAAAGUUUAUUUGAUUGUGAAUAUAAAUAUCGUUCAGAAAAUGUUGAAGAGAUUUAUCAGUCUUUGAUAAAUUGUACAUUUGUUUGUAUUAACCUUAAUUAUUAAGCGGUUACUGUUUUUAAUCAUUUUUUUCUUGAGUUAUAUCUCUUGAAACCCCCUGUCAGGUUAAAUGUGAUCUCGUUCUACACAUGAGUUGUCAGCUGUUCUAUAUCAUUUAUGGGCGUGUGGUAGCGUUAGUUGAUUUAUAAUUAGAAUUUACCGAAUUUUUCACUUAAGGUAGCUGUAUUUUUGCAAUCAGUUGACUAUCAAGUGCUAUCAGCUGAUAUUUAUUUUAUGGAACAGCUGAUUUUCAACAUGUUAACAGCUAGUUAUGAAUAUUUGUUACUAAAUUAAUAAAUUGAUGUCGUCAGUUAUCAUGUUAUAUUUUAUAAUUCAUUCGUAUACUUAUUAAAAUCAAGGGGCAUUUUUUAUCUCUUGCAUUAAGCACAUAUUCGAAACAUAAUUUUGUUUUUGUUUUGUCCAAUCUUAAAUCUAAAAAGAAGUGGUUUGGUCAAGUACUGUUUACAAUUAGAUACAUGGUUGGACAGUUAGAAAACUGUGAUUAAAACGCAUUUUUAUGUAAAUAUACAUUUCGCAAGCUUUACAUCAGUCAGCUUACUAAUCUUAAAUAAUGUAAAAGAGUUUGUUUAGUAAAUAAUAAAUUUACGAUGGCUGGGGCGGGUGUUAGCCCGGCCCUCUCUGCACUCAUUAAAAUAUAUUCAUUACUUGGUUUACUAAUACUAGUCCUGUUUUACAUUCUGCUAUCUUGUAUGCUGCUUUUUACAGA